GCCGGCCCGGCUCGGCGGCAGGGAGGAGGCGGCGCGGGGGGGCCCGCGGCGUGAGGGGAUUCCAGGCCUCAGCGGCUCCGCUUCCCCCGCCGAGCCCCAUGUGAGGCGCCCCGCGCCGGGGCCAGGGAGCGGGGCCAUGAAGAAGGACGUGAGGAUCCUGCUGGUGGGAGAACCCAGAGUUGGGAAGACCUCACUAAUUAUGUCUCUUGUCAGUGAAGAAUUUCCAGAAGAGGUUCCACCACGAGCUGAAGAAAUCACCAUUCCAGCUGAUGUCACCCCUGAAAGAGUGCCAACACACAUAGUGGAUUAUUCAGAGGCAGAGCAAAGCGAUGAGCAGCUUUACCAUGAAAUAUCACAGGCGAAUGUGAUUUGUAUAGUGUAUGCUGUUAACAACAAGAAUUCUAUUGAUAAGGUAACAAGUCGCUGGAUUCCUCUCAUCAAUGAAAGGACAGACAAAGACAGCAGAUUGCCUCUUAUAUUAGUUGGAAACAAGUCUGAUCUAGUGGAAUACAGCAGUAUGGAAACAAUCCUUCCCAUCAUGAAUCAAUACACAGAGAUAGAAACAUGUGUAGAGUGUUCAGCCAAAAACUUGAAGAAUAUAUCUGAGCUAUUUUAUUAUGCACAGAAAGCUGUUCUACAUCCCACAGGUCCUCUUUAUUGCCCAGAGGAGAAAGAGAUGAAACCUGCCUGCAUAAAAGCACUGACUCGCAUCUUUAGGAUUUCUGAUCAGGAUAACGAUGGCACUCUCAAUGAUGCAGAGCUCAACUUCUUUCAGAGAAUUUGUUUCAAUACACCACUGGCACCUCAAGCCUUGGAAGAUGUAAAGAAUGUAGUCAGGAAAAAUGUGAGUGAUGGAGUUGCAGAUAAUGGAUUAACAUUAAAAGGUUUUCUUUUUCUACACACACUUUUCAUUCAGCGGGGAAGGCACGAAACAACUUGGACUGUUCUGCGUCGGUUCGGAUACGACGAUGACUUAGAGCUUACGCCAGAGUACUUAUUUCCCCCGUUAAAAAUUCCCCCAGACUGCACGACAGAGCUAAAUCACCAUGCAUACUUGUUUCUUCAAAGUAUUUUUGAUAAACACGAUUUGGACAGAGACUGUGCUUUGUCUCCGGAUGAACUGAAAGAUUUGUUCAAAGUCUUCCCUUACAUGCCCUGGGGACCUGAUGUUAACAACACUGUUUGUACAAACGAAAGGGGCUGGAUUACCUACCAAGGGUUUCUCUCUCAGUGGACACUAACCACGUACUUAGAUGUACAGCGCUGCUUGGAGUACCUGGGUUAUUUAGGCUACUCAAUACUUGCAGAACAAGAGUCUCAAGCAUCAGCAAUUACAGUAACGAGAGACAAAAAGAUAGACCUCCAAAAAAAGCAGACGCAGAGAAACGUCUUCCGAUGCAAUGUUGUUGGAAUGAAAGGCUGUGGGAAAAGUGGAGUUCUUCAGGCUCUCCUUGGAAGAAAUCUAAUGAGGCAGAGGCAAAUCCGUGCAGAACACAAGUCAUACUAUGCCAUUAAUACAGUCUAUGUGUAUGGACAGGAAAAAUACUUACUGCUACAUGAUGUCAGCGACUCUGACUUCUUAACUGAUGCUGAGACCAUAUGUGAUGCUGUCUGCCUGGUAUAUGAUGUCAGUAACCCUAAGUCCUUUGAGUACUGUGCCAGGAUUUUUAAGCAGCACUUCAUGGAUAGCAGAAUACCAUGCUUAGUGGUAGCUGCAAAGUCUGACUUGCAUGAAGUCAGACAGGAAUAUAGUAUUUCUCCUGCUGAUUUCUGCAAAAAACACAAAAUGCCUCCACCUCAAGCCUUUACUUGCAAUACAGUGGAUGUGCCGAGCAAGGAUAUCUUUGUGAAGCUGACCACCAUGGCAAUGUAUCCCCAUGCCCGGUUACGCUGUAUGUGCGCCUGCAACAGGUGUACAUUUUGCAUCUGUCAGAACUUCCUCAACUCAGACUUGCUGCAAUCUGUAAAGAACAAACUCUUCACUGCAGUUCUUAACAGGUUAAGAUCCUACAUAGAUGAGUUGGGGGCCAUGCUGUUAGCAGACGAGGAGAGCAGUAUUAUGCAGCAGGUGCACGCCGUCAACUCUGUAGAAGAUUCCAUCUUCAUGGAGUCAUCUCUUGGUCCACGUGUACUUGAAGACAGGCACGUGACACAAGCGGACCUCAAGAGCUCCACGUUCUGGCUCCGAGCAAGUUUUGGUGCUACUGUCUUUGCAGUGUUGGGUUUUGCUAUGUACAAAGUGCUACUAAAGCAACGGUGAUCUGAGAAGAAGCACAUCUGGCCCUACCAAAUCAAAACUCCCCACUUUUAUGUACAUUCUGAAUGCUUUAAAUUCUGCUAGAAAUAUUUAUAUAUGCAGAGUUACUUUAUUAAUAUUUGUAAUUCAUGCAUAAGAUUAUUUUAAAUUAUAGCUCUAACUAAGGUAUUAUUGCAUAAUGCGUGGAAAAAAAAGAGGGGGGAGGGAAAUUGCAUCUUAACAGCCAGCUUAAAUGGCUUAACUCGUGAGGCCAAAAGGGAACCUGAUGUAAAUAACCUGUACAUAGUAAAGCAGUAAGACAUUGCUUCCCAAAAAGCUAUUCAAAAUGCUGUCCUUGGGUGUCUCACCAUGGUGACAUACUGCUGUAUAGUUGACAUUCAUUUUCAGUAGAAUAGGUUCAACUCAAGGAACAAACUUCCUUAAGGAUUGCUUUAUUUAUUUCACAUGAAUCUGCAGUGAGUUAAUCAUUUUGGACUAUUUAAGCUGUACCAGGCAGGAUGGGUGAUUUUCAUUCUUACCUGUUACUUUUAACUCACGAACAAAUUUCCCCACUAAUUAUGUAUUCCAAGAAGAUGUCACUGUUGCAGUCCUGGCCUGUGAUUUUGUACCUUACAUGACCAGGGACAUACUCGGCAGUCUGAUUUUUCUUUUAAAAGAAGAAACAGAAACCCUGCCCCCAGAUCAGCUUCAUCUGCCAUCUGUAAGUUGUGUUUUUCAUCUCCCAUUAUGUUGUGUUUUAUAACCCUUCUCAUCCGAUGGGCAAACUUGUAUAUGAUAAAUGUUUAUAAUUCAACCAAGUGUUGCUGUUUAAUUUCUCACCUCUGUCAGUCAUCCCUGUUGAGAGCUGUGGAUAAGAUAAAACUGAAAUAGUACACAGUGCCUAUUCUGCUCUAGUAUAUUAGCUGCAUGGGUCACAGUGCAUUCUGUUACGGGCUGGAAUUACCUAGAGACACAGCUUUUUUUAAAGUAAAUCAAGUAAAUCAAACUAAUUCCUCAUGACAAACCUAUUUUUCCAUUGCUGGCCUUUUCGAGUAUUUCAAUAAAAUAACUGUGUACUGUG
Messenger RNA from Pogoniulus pusillus (Red-fronted tinkerbird), 3317 nucleotides. RefSeq names its product ras homolog family member T1 (gene RHOT1). Gene Ontology annotation, biological process: small GTPase-mediated signal transduction; cortical cytoskeleton organization; regulation of actin cytoskeleton organization. The coding region runs from base 137 to 2260 and encodes 707 amino acids. NCBI's taxonomy places the organism in Eukaryota, Metazoa, Chordata, Aves, Piciformes, Lybiidae. Gene Ontology annotation, cellular component: cytoplasmic vesicle; mitochondrial outer membrane; cell projection. The transcript has 21 exons. Gene Ontology annotation, molecular function: GTP binding; GTPase activity; protein kinase binding. The record is from RefSeq and is a predicted model, not a curated record.